AUGAGUCGGAUUCUUCAACCACAACCUUCAGCGUGGUUAGUUUUCCUGAUCAUAGUGCACACUGGAAGUGGAGUGUCAGCAAACAUUCCUCCAUCGCCUACUGUGCUCGAUCAGCGUUUAGCUGCGGUUCGGGAUCUUCUAGUACAUCUGGACCGCUCGCGGCAGCUGCUAGUGCUGACCUGCUGGUCACCUGCCGUUCGUUAUGCCCUGUGGCAAACUGUUCGCGAAGCUACCGGUGCCGCCCGUUUUGUUCGAUUUGCCGCAGUGGACGAACAUCAGCUUCCCUGGCACGAUCGAGACCAGCAUCAAAUCGUGACUGUGGUUGAUCUAUCCUGUCCCGGGACUGAUUCGCUGCUCGAAUCGGCAACUCAACUGCUGUACUACCGUGUGCGUUGGAUUGUCCUGCAAAGCGCGCUUGAAGCGGGAACCGCCAAAGGUUGGAAGAACUGUACCGAAUACCCGUUGCUCGAACGACUUCCGCUGCUGAUAAGCAAUGAGCUGUUUUACUACUGCACUGACCCCAGUACGGGACGCCACCUGGUGCGGCAACUGUAUCGACUGUCCGCGGGAACCUCCUCUCCUCCGGGACCGGUGUACGAGGAGUUUGGUGUUUGGGAGUCGCAGUCGGGAAUUCGCGUGGCGCCCCCCACCGUACGGCCGCCGGUAACAUCGGUUAGGAGGCAAAACUUUCAACAGUUCCAGCUCCGUGCCUCGCUCGUUGUUCUGCACAACGAAACGCUCAACCAUCUGGACGAUCUUCACGAUAAGCACAUCGAUACGAUCUCCCGUGUGAAUUAUCAGCUCACGAAAUCGGUCGCACACGCGCUGAAUGCAACGGUCCGAUUUAGCAUCGUGGACAGCUGGGGCUAUCGGGACCCGCACACCGAUCGCUUCAACGGUAUGGUCGGCGAGCUGCAGAGCGAUCUUGCCGAUCUGGGCGGAACGUCCAUGUUUUUCACCCAGGAUCGCAUCAAGACGGUCGAUUUCCUGUCGAUGACCACAUCGACGCGCGCCAGCUUCGUGUUUCGCGCACCCAAGCUGUCCUUUACCGAUAACGUGUUUGUGCUGCCGUUCGACCAGUACGUCUGGUACUGUACGGUCAGCUUCAUUCUGCUGUCCGGGCUGCUCUUGCUGGUGGUGUUGCGUACCGAGCGUCGGUACAAGGUGAGCGCCGGUGGAGACAACAGCACCAGCACCGCAACCGGACUGUCCGAUACGCUGCUGAACGUGUUCGGUACGACCUGCCAGCAGGGAUCGUUUAUUGAACCGAAGACGGCACCGUCGCGAUGCCUCAUACUGCUCUGCCUGGUGGUGCUGAUGUUCCUGUACGCCAGCUAUUCGGCCAACAUUGUCGCGCUGAUUCAGUCGCCCUCGACGAAGAUACAAACGCUGGAGGACUUGCUGGCGUCUAGGUUGAAAACGGGCGCGGAAGAUACGGUUUACAAUCGGUAUUACUUUCGGCACGAAACGGAACCGAUCCGGAAGGCGCUGUACGAGCGGAAGAUGCGGAACAAGGAUGGGACGGAAAAUUUUCUUCCCCUAGCACAGGGCGUCGAGCUCGUGCGGCAGGGCCACUACGCGUUCCACGUCGAGAAAGGUGUCGGCUACAAGCUGAUCAGCGAAACGUUUCAGGAGGAGGAAAAGUGUGGCCUACAGGAGGUGGAAUAUCUGAAGGUCAUCGAACCGUACUAUGCGGUGCAGAAGAACAGCUCGUUCCGCGAGCCGGUACGUAUCAAUCUGUUUAAGCUGCGCGAGUUUGGUGUACAGGGCCGGGAAAAUACGCUCCUGUACACGAAGAAGCCACGCUGCGUCGGUGGCAGUAGCUUCAUUCCCGUGUCGAUCGUUGAUGUGUGGCCCGCUCUGGUAACGCUUGGCUGGGGCUACUUUCUCACCAUAACGAUGCUGCUCGGUGAACAGCUUUGGGUGCGUGUGCGCGUUCGGAUACUGCCGGCCGAAGGGUACUUUCAGCAGUAGAAGCAAUAGGGCGCUCAUUUUAAUCCUACUUAAUGUAUAUUAUUGUAUGUGAUUCCAUGUAAAUAACAGCCUGCCUGAUCUCGCCUUCUCGCCUUUGUGGCGACGUUCUGCCGGGCCUGUUCAGUUCAAUUGCGCUAAAGGCACUCAGACCGCCCACCCAAUAUCGUUCGUUCGUUAUACGUACACUACAUCGGUCGUAAAA
Molecule: messenger RNA, 2176 nt
Organism: Anopheles stephensi (Asian malaria mosquito)
Lineage: Eukaryota; Metazoa; Arthropoda; Insecta; Diptera; Culicidae
Product: glutamate receptor 1-like
Exons: 3
Coding region: 1-1974 (657 amino acids)
Cellular component (GO): membrane
Molecular function (GO): ligand-gated monoatomic ion channel activity
Source: RefSeq, a predicted model, not a curated record